AUGGCUAAAAAUCUCCCGAACUACGGAGAACGUCUUGUCAUAACUCUGAUUGAUGAUAAUGCGAGGGUAGAGUCUUCCAAAGAAUGUUUUUCAACGCCACGUACCAACGCAGCUGAAGAUGGUUGGGUCCCAAUUUCAUGGGCUCGAUACGCAAACGCUAUCAAUCGGGUCGCUCAUGGCAUUGUUAAAGCCUGUGGUCAUGGUAAAGAAGACACGUUCCCAACAAUUGCAUAUAUCGGGCAAAAUGACGCUCGGUAUCUGGUCUUCAGUGUCGCCGCCUUGAAAGCGGGCUACAAGGCGCUCUUCAUCUCCCCUCGCAACUCAGAUGAGGGACAGCUGAAUCUUUUUAAAUUGACCGACUGCCAAAUCAUUUACCAUGACACCUCUUCUGCUCAGCACGUUGCUGUUUGGCUUCAGAAGCGACCCAUGAAGGCAGUUGUUAUCGAGUCACUUUGGGACUGCUUCAGCGAGGAGAAGGUUCCUCAUUUCCCCUACAAAAGGGACACCAAGAAGGCGAAAUGGGACCCUUUCGUUGUUUUGCAUACUAGUGGAAGCUCGGGGCUGCCAAAACCUGUCAUUGUGCGACAGGGCGCAUUGUGUUCGACCGAUCUGCUGCACGCCCUUCCUGACCUGCAGGGAGCUGAAGUCUUCAUGAGAGGGUAUUCCCAAUCAAAGAAAUGUUUUCUGCCAAUGCCGCUAUUCCAUGCGAGUGGCUUUUAUGGCUUCUUCGGUGGGCUUUUUUGGGAUCUUGUGAUUGCACUCCCCCUGAGCUCCGCUAUGUUCACAGCAGAUCUCGUCCUUAGUGUUAUUAAAAACUCCGGUUGCGACUCACUGUUUCUUCCCCCUUCAAUUUUGGAGGAGUUGAGCACCAGAGAAGAAGCCGUGGAAACCUUGAAAAAGUUGAAAUUCGUAGGGUUUGGCGGUGGUGAGUCCAUCAGUGUUUGGGAUUUUCUCACACGUGUCUUUACUAAUAUUCCAAUGAACCGUAUAGGCAGUUUAGCUCCCGAAGCAGGAAGGAAUCUAGUGCAACGCGGAGUCUUUCUUCACAAUGCCAUUGGGUCAACUGAAGUUACCACAAUGCCAUACUACUGGCAAGAAAACAUGGAGCUCUGGGACUGGCAUAUCAUUGACAGCGCGGCACUGGGUGCCGAUUGGCGACCGGUUCCAAGUGAAGGUGACAAUGUUUAUGAGCUUGUCAUUCUGCGACAAAGCGAGGAGCCCGGAUUGCAGGCAGUGUUUUAUCACAUGCCCGAUCUCAACGAGUUCAGCACACGAGAUCUGUUCAUCAAGCAUCCUACGGAAAAGAAUCACUGGAAAUACCAUGGCCGUAUCGAUAACAUUAUUGUAUUCUCCAACGGAGAGAAGCUCAAUCCGCUCCCAAUCGAGGAAGCAGUCAUGGGACAUCCGAAGAUUAGAGGCGCCCUGGUCGUGGGGGACUCUAAGCUCCAACCAGCGCUUCUGCUGGAACCCAUGUCUUAUCCUCGGACAGAAAAGGAAGCAUCCGAGUUACUCGACGAAUUGUGGCCGUUGGUUUCAACAAUCAACAAAACGAACGCAGGCUAUGGGCGGAUCAGCCGGCGGCUUGUCGCUCUCUGCAUCUCGCAAAAACCCUUGCCUCGAUUGGACAAGGAUACCAUUAACAGAAAUCGCGCCGUCGACAUAUAUUCGACGGAAAUUGAUCAGCUGUACCAAAGCGCGACUGACUGUACUCUGGACAUUAGUAACUGCGACGUGCUGCAGGACUCAAUUGUCUCUGUUUUGCAUAGUGCGGGAGCCCAACAAUUGAAAAGGGACACUGACUUUAUCUCUGCAGGACUUGACUCACUGCAAGUCUUGGAAGUAACCGCAUUGGUUCGCGGAGGCUUGAAGGCUGCAGGCAUAAAAGUGCAGCCUGAAGCUAUUCAGCCUCGCCAUAUAUACGGGAACCCGUCGGCAGUCAAACUCGCCAAGUAUCUAUUCUCAGUCGUACAAGGAGACGUCGACCAAGACGAGCAUUCUAGACAAGUCGCUGUUAUGAAGGAACUCCUGUCCAAGCACACGCAGAACCUACGUGCUCGGGCAGAAGCCAAGCCGGAACCCAGAGACACGGAACAGACAGUCAUUCUUACCGGAAGCACUGGAAGACUGGGGUCCUACCUGCUGCAUUUGAUGGCAGCAAGCCCCCGUGUGAAAAGAGUCAUCUGUCUCAACCGUACAAGGGAUGGUCGAACUCGACAAAUGCAGCAGAGCGCACAUCAUGGCUUGAACACGAGCUUUGAAAAGGUGGACUUUUUCCAUUCCGAUCUCUCCAACGCUGACAAUCUUGGUCUCAACUGGGAAACAUUCGUCCACAUCUUGGGCGAGGCUGAUCGGAUCAUCCACUGUCAAUGGCCGAUGAAUUUCAAUCUCCCAGUCGAAUCCUUCGACAUGCAGCUGAAGGGGGUCCGAAACCUGGUAGAAGUAAGUGCUCAAGCAGACAGAGCAGUACCGGUCAUCCUCAUAUCAAGCGUGCUUGCCGCCAUCGGACCAGAAGCAGCAGGCGUUGACGGAGACAAUCCAUUACCAACGACAGGGUACGGGUGCAGUAAACUCAUCGCAGAGCGCAUCCUGAUGGAGACGGCUACCGCGAGCAGCGUACCGAAAGCCGUGAUCAGGGUCGGGCAAAUCGCUGGAUCUGAGACCGAGGGAAUCAACGGUGGCGGCAUCUGGAGCAAGCAGGAAUGGGUGCCCAGCAUUAUCGGCUCCUCAGUUCAAAGCCUCGGCGUUCUUCCUCGCGACACGGGCGCGAUGAAUACCAUCCAGUGGCUGCCCGUCGACCGAGUGGCUUCGAUCGUGCUGGACGUCGCCGGGGUCUCUUACAAAACCCCAAUAGCACAAAUCGAAGGCUACUUCUAUUGUGUCAAUCCUCACAAGACGACGUGGACAAAUUUGGCGGUCUCGAUCGCGCAAUAUUAUGGACAGCGCAUUCGAGGGCUCCUGGAUUGGGAGGAAUGGCUCGAGGUCCUCGAGAAAAGCUCUGAGAAUGGUCUUGGAGGUAAUCCGGCUGCCAAACUACUCGACUUCUUCAAGUACCACAUCAACAGCGUGGAAGGUGCCCAAGAACGGCUAUCAUAUCUCAUGGAGAAGGACCUGGAGAGAACGAUGAUUGCUAGCCAAACUUUGGCAGAGACUAAAGCUAUAUCUUCGGAGCUUAUGGCUAAAUGGUGCUCUCAGUGGGCCUUUUGA
Molecule: messenger RNA, 3204 nt
Organism: Colletotrichum higginsianum IMI 349063
Lineage: Eukaryota; Fungi; Ascomycota; Sordariomycetes; Glomerellales; Glomerellaceae
Product: Nonribosomal peptide
Exons: 4
Coding region: 1-3204 (1067 amino acids)
Source: RefSeq, a predicted model, not a curated record